Messenger RNA from Magallana angulata, 2015 nucleotides. Its product is annotated as neuronal acetylcholine receptor subunit alpha-6-like. NCBI's taxonomy places the organism in Eukaryota, Metazoa, Mollusca, Bivalvia, Ostreida, Ostreidae. The record is from RefSeq and is a predicted model, not a curated record. Gene Ontology annotation, molecular function: extracellular ligand-gated monoatomic ion channel activity; transmembrane signaling receptor activity; neurotransmitter receptor activity. The transcript has a single exon. Gene Ontology annotation, biological process: signal transduction; regulation of membrane potential; nervous system process. Gene Ontology annotation, cellular component: membrane; synapse; neuron projection. Bases 130 to 1524 code for a protein of 464 amino acids.
AACUCCGCAUUAACAUCGUCAUGCAUUGAUCGAUAUACUGGGAUCUUUUGGCCAAGUAGUUAAAUCCUACCAUAAUUGAUUCAAACGAACGUAACAGGCACCCUUUAAUAAACAUCACAACGUCCGGCCAUGAAGCAAACACUCUUGCUAUCAGCUCUGUGCAUUUUUUCCUCGUUUAUUUUCGUUAACGGAGAUGUUGCCUCGGACUGGAUCAUGUUCUACAGGAGCAUUUUUAACCAAUAUAACAAGUACAGUUUUCCGAGAGUAAAACAAAGCCAUACAGUUGAUGUAACCCUCUCUUACUAUCUAAAUGGCAUCAACAACUUUGACGAGGUUGCAGGGGAGUUAAAAACGGUCGGAUUUCUGAAAGUUGAAUGGAAAAAUGAACUUGCCAGAUGGGCCGAGCAACCCGGGGGAAUGUCAGCCGCCAUUACCGAUACCAUGAUUCCCAUUUCAGAUCUCUGGUUUCCUCCUCUCGCUCUCGUCAACUCAGUCAAUUCUCUUGCUGUGCUUGGAUCAUCCGAAGAUUUGGUCGCGGUUCAGAAUACCGGAGAGAAUGUGUGGCGACCUGCCGUUAUUCUGUCCUCUUCGUGCUCCACAAAUCCGCUUUAUUUUCCUUUUGAUACCCAGACCUGUAACUUGACUUUCCGAGCUUGGGAUCACAUCCAAUCGGAAAUCACUCUUAAAGCUACAGAUACAAAAGUGAGACUGGACUUUUUCUCUCCAAGUGAGCAAUGGGAGUUGAGGGAUACGGAGAUAAUAUCGUGGGAGCGAGAAGACAUCUCUUAUCUAACAUUUUCAUUGAAGAUACGAAGAAUCCCUCUUUGGUUUGUUAUAAACAUGGCGGCACCUAUAGGAUUAUUAGGGCUUCUGACCACUUUUGUCUUUUUACUUCCAAUCGAGGAGGGUCGUGUCGGAUACGCAUUGGGUUCUUUUCUGACAUUUUCUGUCUAUCUAUCGUAUAUCAUAGACAGUUUACCUAGGACUUCGGACCCCAUGUCCUAUCUGACAAUAUACAUUGUUAUUCAGGUAAUAAUGAGCGGAAGUGUGUCGUGCAUAUCCGUAUUUACCGUUAAACUCUACAUGAAAGAUGAAGAGGCAAGAAUCCCGAACUACAUGGCGCUCUGUAUCGGCUUUAUCUGCUGUAAAUUCUGUUCAAAGGACGAAGAGAUUGAGAAAGAGAAAACAGCAGCCGAACUUGAAGAAAAGGAAAAUGAUAACUUAGGGUUUUCUCCGGACGAAGAAAAUGAAAACCAACAAAAUCAAGAGUCAUCACCACAGCCGGAAGAACUACCGACGAGUUCGAAAUUUGGCGUUCCAAACAUUAAGUGGAAACCCAUGGACGCAGACGGCGCCGAAAUCUGUCCGGACGAAGAUCGCAUCGCAUUUCUCAACGUGGAAGUCCCGAGAGUUGGAUGGAAAAUGGUUGCAAAAACUAUCGAUAUUAUCUUUUUCUUGGGUACAAUCGCAGCACAUACCGUCCUCGCCUUCUUUUUCCUGUUGCCAAUUGUUAUACAAUAUUAAUUAUAUGAAAAUGUGAGAUGGGUCGGAUGAACUUGAUCAAAACCAGUGUUUCUGUCUGGUGUUAUAAAUUGUUGGGUUUUUUUUUUACACUUGAAGAUAAUUUUGUUGUAAAUAAAUCCGAAGAUUAAUUAAAAUUGUAAUGCUAAAGGUAGGAUGGGUGGCUUGUUUCAGAAUAUUAAAAUUUGGAUGAUGAACAAAACGUUACGGCCUAGAUAUCCAGAAAUAAGUUGCUGUGUAAUCCAUUUUAACCAUAUUUGAGUGAAAGGAGGAGAGAUGAAUUACAGUUACUUUCCGUUUGCAUGUUAAUUCUAGUGUAUGGCAAAAGCAAUAUUGUCACAUAUAAUUUUUGUAUCAUUCAAACCGAUAUAAGAUUCAUUACGAUUUAAAACUUUAUAUUUUUAUUCUGAGCUUAAAAGAUUCUUUAAUGAGAACCAGAAUUUUUUAAAAACUUUCUUCUGUUGAUGUUUUGAAUUAAUAAACAAUUGAAUUGA